Molecule: messenger RNA, 4031 nt
Organism: Chlamydomonas reinhardtii
Lineage: Eukaryota; Viridiplantae; Chlorophyta; Chlorophyceae; Chlamydomonadales; Chlamydomonadaceae
Exons: 7
Coding region: 746-3679 (977 amino acids)
Source: RefSeq, a predicted model, not a curated record
GGUGGGUUCAAACCCAAAGUAUGCAGCCGGAAGCAUACCAUCGCAUCCAGACCUAUGAAGAGCACCCAGUGCAGAAGUGUGCUUUGCUUCUGUUAUGGAUGGGUUGAGGGGGCACAAAACGAAGGCACCUUCUAGCCGUGCGCUGCAUACAACUAGUGCCUGCCUGCGCCCGGGCCUGCUGCGUGCCCACGCGCUGUGAGCCCUGCCACGAACGCCGGCCAUAUCCGCACGCGUUGCGGUAUCUGCACACUUGCUCUGUGACAGGCACGGCGUCGCGUCGGUAGGCGCACGAAUUCCUCGACAUGCCCAACACCCUGGGUGCUUUUUGCAGCGACGCCGCUUUAACCGCGUUGCAGCUGAACCAAUUCAAUAAGCAUAGCUCCAUAUAUUUUGCAUCAUGGGAAUAGUCUCGCCGAGUGGCUGUGUUCCUUUCCCGCCGAAGUGCCCGCAAGGCACCGGUACAUGCUCUGGCCGAGGACUGAAGCAUGUAUGCAUUUCAAUGUAACAACAGGAUGCCGUAUAUUACAUGUAUCUAGCCGUGUAAGCCUUCAAUCGCUGGAGCAGUUGCCGACAGCUGAGCAAAUUUGAGGAAACCAUCGAGGAAAGGUUCUUGCUACUGUAUGUUUUCCUCAACGUGUGAUCUCAAACCCGCGAUACAGCCGUUGUGCUUGUGCGAUCCGUCUGCUGCAUUCCUGCGUUGAUACUCAUUGGUUUAUCACGCGGACUGCUUUGUUCGCAACGGAAAAUGUUGCACAUAUCAUCUAAGCUUGAUGCAGAUUUCCAUGUUGUGGAUGAGGCCGCUGGCCAGUUCGCCGAGGCCUCCAGCGCGGCUGCUUCCAUCAGUAGUAGCGCUACUGCAAAGCCAGCAGCACCAGCGGCAGCGCCAGCGGCAGCAGCAGUCGAUCGAGUGCCGAAGAUGCAAAGCUCGGGCGAGCUGCCUGCUGCCGCUACCUGGAGUCCGUCUGCCGCCGCUCUGUCUCAUCCCCAACUCCACCUCCAGCAGCACCACCUCCAGCACCAGCGCCAUUCCCCGGAUCAGGCUUCUGCGGAACGCGAGUCAUCGGCACAGGCAGCUACACGCGCCCGCACCCAGGGCUCAUUGGCAUGUCCGGGCCUAUCAGGGCAGCCGCCAUGUCAGCAGCCGGCCCCGGGCCUGCAGACGGCAGCGCCUGUGAAUACACCCGAGGCAGGGGCGGCGGUGCAGGCUCCGGAGGCGGCGCCGCCAGUUGCCCCGGCAACAGCAGUGGCGGCGGCGGCGGCGCUGGUGGUGCGGGUGUCGUGUGGUGCCACGGACUGCGGCGUUCUGCUGGAGGCCGCCGUGCCCCCCCAGCACCCGCCUGGAGCCCCUUUCUUCGUAUGCUGCGGGAACUGCCGGAGGCUUCUCGAGGUCCUGGUCACGCAGCAGCCACAGGAAGCGCCUCGUGCCCGGCUCGACCAGCCGCCGCCGCCGCCAGCGCUGUGCCGACCUGUGCCGGCUCCGCCGCCACCACCCCCGCCGCCGCCGCCGCCGGCUCACAUCAGCCAUCCCCAGGCCGAGCCUCCCUUCAGCCGCCGUACUGGCGCGGGCAGCGGUGCGGGGAGCAGCGUCAGCGCUAGCACCGACGGCUGCACCCCUGGCGGCGGCGGCGGUCGUGCUGGCAGCGGCAGCGGCAAGGACGAGCAGCCUGGGGAGUAUGCGGGUUGGGCUGCAGGCGCGCCAACAGGAGGACCGCAGGCGCAGCCGACUCCUCCUCCACUGACUGUUACACCAGCCGCUUCUUCGACGGCAGCAGCAGCUGCGGCUGCAGCUGCUGGCAGCGGGCUAAACCCUGCAAUGCAACAGCCCCAGCCUGGCGGACCGCCACCGCCUCGCUUUCACCAGCUGCCACGCCCGCCUCACCCACUAGCGCUUCAGCAGCAGCAGCAGCAGCAGCAGCACCUUCACAUCGCCGUGCACCAGGACCAGCCUGCUGCCACUGCAGCUGCCGCUGCUGCUGGCACGACCUGGCCGUCAGCGCGACAGGGCACCACUGCCGCGGCCGCCACGGCUGCAGCCGCUGUCUCCAGCCAGCCUGCCGCCGCCUAUCCACACAGUGCGGCAGCGGCUGCGCCUCCGCUGGACGGCAGUGGCGGGGGCGGCAGCGGAUCGGCUCCAGCGGUCAUGGUGGUCAAGCGGCGGAGGUCGCGGAACCUGCCGCCUACACAGACGCAGAAAGCGCAGGAGCAGGAUCUGAGCCGGCAGGACUACAGCCAGGGGCCGAGCCACAGCCACAGCAGCCAGCAACAGCAGCAGCAGCAACAGCAGCAGCAACGCGGGGUGCGGGCUGUUGGCAGUAGCAGCAGCGGCGGCGGUGGAGGCGGCGUCAGUAGCAAGCGCAGCGGUGGGGGCCCAGGCGGCGGCGGGCUGAUAGACAGCCUGAUGGUGGAGCUGCAGCAGCACCAGCAGCUACAGCUGCAGCGGCAGCAGAGGGCGGCGGCACAGGCAGCAGGAGCGGCGCAGCCAGGCGCCACGCCUGCAACGGCGGCGCCGUCUGUGGCCAGGACGGCGACGGCGACGACGACGACAGAGAGCUGUGCGAAUGCAGCGGCCGCAAGCACGUGGGCCGCCGCGCUGUCUGGCGCUGCAGCCUUGCCGGUGUACGCGCGGCGACGCGACACCGUGGAGUCGCCGCCGCGCCUGGCGGCCCCGCUGGCGGCUGUGGGGUCGCACCGGGGCAUUGCAGGACCCUGGACAGCUGCUGUGGCGGCUGCGGCGGGAUCCGCGGCGGCGCCUGUAGGGGGGCGCGGUCCGAGCAUGCCGCGCACAUCCACUCGGCGCAUCCUGGCCGCAGUCCCGGGCGCACUGGCUUCAGGCCCCACCAAGACGGCCGCCGCACCAGCAGCAGUGGCCGUGGAGGUGGCGGCGUGUGGUGCGGGCAACGGUGGCCGGCGGAGCGGCAGUGCCCAACAGCACCCGGAGGAAAUGGCUACCGCCGGUGGUGUUGUGGGCGCUCAGGCGGGCGGUACCGCGGCCCCGGGCAGCAGGCGCUCUGCCAGCGAUGAUGCGCCUGGGGUUGGUGCAACGGUGGUUCCCGCAGGGGCGGCAGCGGGCCAAGACGGCGACGGUGCACACAUCGUCAUAUCAGACCUGUCACAGCUUCUUGCGCUUGUCAGUAGUCUGCCGGUUUUUGCGAAGGGCGCUCCGCUGCCAUUUCUGCCGCGCUCCCCGGACGGCAGCGCCAGUCGCACCAGCGUGCGAGGCAGCGGCAGUAGCAGCGGCAGCGGCGGAGACCAGGUGCAGCCUCCGCGGCUGCAGCUCAUGCCUGAGUGCGUGGGCGCUGCUGCGUCGGCCGGGGCAAGCCCCACAGACGGAGGGGCGGCGCCAGCAGCGCCCCGAUCUGCAGCUUAUGCAGCGGCUCAGCCCCCGGCGUCUCACUGGCCCCAGGCGCCACCACCUCCUCCCGCACCACAACACGGCGGCAGCACCAAUCCCCUCCAGCCGUCAGGCGCGCACCAGGCCCAGCCCCAGCCCCAGCGGCAACCUGCCGCCAUCACUACUGCAGGCUGGGGCCCGGCGCCGCCCGAGCCUCAACAGAUGCCUUUGACGCCGCCGGUUGCGGCCUCUCUUGCGGGUCUGUCCUGUUCGCUCAUGCAAGUGUUUGGAAUGGACGCGGGUCUGUCCAGCUGGCGCUUUGGUGAUUGCACUCGGAACAUGGGCUAGCUGCAGGUUGGCUGUAUGGAGGUCUCAGGUCUGUUGCAAUUCACAAGCAGGACGCCUGCCUUAGGUGUGCUGCGGAGGUCUGCUACAGUCUGCUGCGGAGUACCAGCAUUCAGUAUUGGAGCAUGGCUGUUUGUGCGGGCGGCUGGAAAUGGACUACCUGUGGCAGUAUGGCUGAGUUGCCGCCCAGGUUAAGGGCGCAUGGGCCCGCGGAAGGCCCGCUGCACUGCAACGAUGUCCUGAGUAUGAUACCACACCCCAACAGGUUACACGGGGUCUUUGUGCGCCACCAGUUCCUUUUUACUCCACGCCUACCCCAGUCACAGUUGUCCAGGGUUUGUAACCUGAUCCUUUA